AUGGAGCUCCCGCCUGGGGCCGAGGUGGACGACACCGAGACGAUGCAAAUGAUACGGCAGGCCGUCUUCUUCGAGAAUACCGAACUCCUCGGCGACUUGGUCAAGGAGAACCCGUGGUCCACCCGGAAAGUUGACCGCUACGGCAGAAAUCUAUUGAUGCUCGCCGCACACAACGGAAGACCGAAGGCCCUUGAAGAGCUGAUCGGGACACAACCAGACACCCUCGACGUGCAGGGUGGUGGCGGAAAAACGGCCUUGCAUCUGGCUACCGAAGCGGCGCAGGUCGAAUGCGCACGGCUUCUCCUUGCCGCCGGCGCCGAUCCGUCGAUUCGCGAUGCUUCCGGGCACUGUGCACUCGAGUCUGCCCAAAUGGCUGGCCACGACCGGUUGACGCAGCUGCUCAUCGAGUCGAUACAAUCCGAAAACGAGAAGCUGAACGUCGACCGGGAGCAGCUUGUCCGCGCCUGCAUCGAUGGCGACGUGGAUAAGGUGGCCUCCGUCGUCUCAAACUGCCCGUCUCGGCACCUUGAUACGCUGUUCAACGGGCGAGAAGCCGAGGCGCAACCGACGCUUUUUGUUGCCUGCCAGAAUGGACGUCACGCCGUCGUGGAGCGUCUUCUCGAGUGGCGCCUACGUCACACUACCGUACACCCGGUCACCCGGGAUACGGUAGCCCACGCCGCAAUCGCCGGGCGGAGCUGCGAGGCGUUGCGGCUGAUCCUGGAGAGCUACCCCCAUCUCGCCGGCCAGGUGAACGCCGACGGGAGCACACUGCUGCACUGGGCCGCCCACACCGGCGACGUGAACGUGGCCAAAACGUGGGUGUUUUUGCAGAUGAUUUUGUUGCUGUCCCCUUCCCUU
Messenger RNA from Mesorhabditis spiculigera, 861 nucleotides. NCBI's taxonomy places the organism in Eukaryota, Metazoa, Nematoda, Chromadorea, Rhabditida, Rhabditidae. The record is from the annotation of a GenBank genome assembly.